AGAGGAUUAAUGUUCUCUCUCCCAUUCAGGAUCAUGGCCAGGGAAGUGAUUCAAGUGGCACUCUGGGCAGCGUUGCUUAUUGGUGUGAAUGGAGCACCGCUCUUCGCAGAAGACUCCGACAAUCAGUUCCUGCAGCUCAAAAGACAAAUGUUUUCUCUAGACACCUGGGACCCAAUCCUCAGCCAGAGUUCAUGGGGAUACAGCUUGGCCAAACCGGUCAGUGAAUUCUGGGAAACUGUGAGCAGUAGCACUCUGGGCUAUCUGACCCUAGAGUUUUCAUCCAUUAAUCCUCCGACUUCCAGGGACCACAUUACCUCUUAAAUGGACCGAAGGACUGUGAAACCCAGGAGCCCGGCUGAAGGGUGAGAAGAUGCUCCUUAAAAAACCUGCCCAGAGAGCUUGUUAUUAUUAUUAUUUUUUACCUUGACCCUUUCUGUGUCUGCUCUUCAUAGCCCCCUUCAAGAUAACCUUCAAGACAAAAGUUUGGAAAAACGGGUCACUCCCCUGCUCAGAAGAGCCGUUUCUUCUAAAGACGAUAACGAAUAACCGGUGUGAAGUGUGAAGUGCUUAGUAUGUCCCAAAUACAAAGUGUGGGACAAAUAAAAUGCAGGCAGAUCAGACUAGAUCCCUGUCCCACCCGGGGCUCCCAUUCUAAAGGGAAGAGGGAAUGGGCGUUGUUUCCCAUGUCACAGGUGAGGAAACCGAGGCAUGGAGAAGUUAAGUGACUUGCCUGAGGUCACACAGAGAGCAAAUGGCAGAUCCCUAUCCAAUGCUGAAAUAAAAUAUCUAAGCUGCAAAACCCUU
This is a messenger RNA of Tachyglossus aculeatus (Australian echidna), 804 nucleotides long. RefSeq names its product chromosome 24 C3orf85 homolog (gene C24H3orf85). Lineage: Eukaryota; Metazoa; Chordata; Mammalia; Monotremata; Tachyglossidae. The record is from RefSeq and is a predicted model, not a curated record. The transcript has 4 exons. The coding region runs from base 10 to 321 and encodes 103 amino acids.